CUAGAGCCCGCCUCUCGUUACUCGCCUAUUGGUCAGCUAUAUGAAGGCUUUGAAAGGCAAUUGGCUGACGUUCAGACGCUGGCUGUCCGGUGACGCCGAGCUGUGUGAGGACCGAGCCGUAUAGUCAGCGGCGUUGGAGGCUCCGGGUAUUACCGGGAUACCGAGUGGCAGGAAUGGGUCAGGAGUCCUGUAGACCUGCCUGGCCAAAACCAUCGGGGGGCUAUCAGACAGUCACAGGGAGGAGAUAUGGAAGACGUCAUGCAUAUAUCAGCUUUCGACCAGCUCUGGAAAGUCCACUUAGAACUUCAGCACAUCAAGAGAAAGAAAGCGAAGGACUGGAACUGGACAGUGUGCAGAUCGAGAAGGAUUUAAUUUCCAAGGGAAGCCAUGACUCCUCACUCUCCUCACUUGGUAGUGUUGUAUCCGCUGAUUUGAAGGAAGAUAGGAGAACUUUGGAUGUUAAUGACUGUUUGCCUGUGUUUACUGAAGCUAAGAAAAAUGCCAUUUCCCCUUUUCCUAUGUCAGAGCAUGUACUAAGAUGUCAGGCUUUAAAUAAUAGCACAGACUGCAGGAAAAGCAGAAGAACCUUUGUCAAGCAUGCAUCAGUGGAUCAUCCCCACCACUCCCCCAAAAAUGCGAUUUCAUUUGUGAAUAUUGACUCUUUCGAGCCAGACAGCAGUGAAGGGGAGGAAUGUGUUGGCUUAGGUGAUGAAUAUGUAAAUCUGGAAACUGAGAAACAAAGAAAAUCUUUAAACCUCAUGCUUCCAGAAUGCUACAAUAAACCCUAUAGUGAUAUGUCAGACCCUUAUAGCCUAAAUAAUGAAUGUCCAAAAGACAGUUUAUCUCAGGUAAAGUCUACUUCCUUAGCCAAAUAUACCAGUAUAGAUAUGUGCACAACACCAUGGAGUUUGUCAAGCUCCGUGUCGGAGGAUAAUGCCACCGCAGUUAACCAUGUGAAUCUGUGUGAUGGGCAGCAAAAGCAGGAGGAUCCUCAGUCAGCCGUUAAAAGCAGUAUAAAGGAUUGUAAUGAAAUGAGUACAGACAGCAAUAAGUCUGACCUCCCAAAUGAGCCUGUUGUGAGACCAAAAAUUCGAAAGCAGGUUCCAGCAAGUUCUUCCAAGAAAAACCAAUUGUCAGAAGAAAAUUCAGCUAGAAAAGAGGCCAAAAUUUCUAGAAAAGGAAACCGUGAAACAUACGUCAAAGUAGAAAAGAACAGCAAGGACGAAAAGACCCCCCACAAUAAAGAAUCUAACACCACUAAUGUGGAUGGUGCCUGGAAGAAAGGAGAUAAGGAUUUAGUAACACUCCAAGAAGAGAAGCCUUUAGUGGAUGAUACGUUUUGGGAUGACUUUGAGUUCUAUGGGAUGAAGCUUCCUGAUUGCCCAAAGGAUGAUGACAGGCAGUAUACUGUAUACGUGAAGGUCUUCUCAAAAAUGUUUGCUAUAUCUAAGAAUGUAAAGAAGGUUAACCGCUUGCAGCCAGGGUAUUGCAGCUUAGGUCAGCUCUCCCUUUGCUCCUAUUGCAGUGAUGGAGAGUGGUCUACGUGUUUACCUUCAUAUUUCUCUCGUGAUAAAGACCGUUCCUCUAGUGAGGAGAGCUGGGAGACUUUGCCUGGAAAAGAAGAGCAAGAGGUUCAGAGCAAUAGCAGCAGUCUGGAAGAUGAAAACUCAGAGUUUUGCUUCCAGGUUGAGGAGCAAAACUCUUUGGAAGAAGGUGAAAUCCCUUGGUUACAGUAUCGUGAGGACAUCGAAAGCAGCACAGAUGAGGAAAAUGAAAUCGGACCCCAUUAUUUGCCACCAGGAUUUUUUAUUUUGGAUGGGAAUAAUAAUUUGGAAGAUGACUCGAGUAUGAGUGAAGACUUGGAAGUUGAAUGGAGGUUGCUGGAUGACUUUGGAGAUGGUAUUGGUGUAGCUCAAGCUAUGUCAUACAUGGAUUCUCAGUUUCUUACAUAUAUGGCUCUUGAAGAGAGGCUUGCACAGGCUAUGGAGACUGCUUUGGCACAUUUGGAGUCUCUAGCAGUAGAUGUUGAACAAGCUCACCCUCCAGCUACAAAGGAAAGCAUUGAGUGUCUCCCACAAAUCAUUGUCACAGAUGAUCACAACAUUGUAGGUCAAGAGCAGUGCUGUGCCAUAUGUUGUAGCGAGUAUAUCAAAGAUGAAAUAUUAACAGAGCUCCCUUGUCAUCACCUCUUCCAUAAGCCUUGCGUGAUAUUGUGGUUACAAAAAUCUGGAACAUGCCCUGUGUGCCGUCACAUCCUGACAUCUCUGCUUCCUGAAGCUGCUGCAGCCACUUCCUUCCUAACGGACCAUGACAGCCCCCCAUCAAUUCAUAAUGCAGCAGGAACCCGAUAAAAUUCAUAUACUAACCAAAUGCUGUAGAUUGUUUUUCUUUUAAAUUAUAUUGUAUGAACAUGCUAGUUUAUGUACACACCCACUAAGACUCGAAAAAAUGUAAAAAAUAUAUAUAUAAAGCCUAAUGUUUAUUAGUUUAGAUCAGCUUGAAGGCUCUGAAAGCAAUGCUUAUGUAUAUAACUUUAGUUCUGAAAGAUUGUUGAGUUAUGUUGGAAAGAUUGCAAGAUAUACAUGCUGCUUAAAGGGGUACUCCGGAGGAAAUGAUUGUUUUUUUUUUUUUUUAAUCAACUGGUGCUAGAAAGUUAAACAGAUUUGUAAAUUACUUCUAUUAAAAAAUAUUUACCCUUCCAGUACUUUUUAGCAGCUGUGCUACAGAGGAAAUUAUUUUUCUUUUUUAAUAUAGUUUUUUGUCUUGUCCACAGUGCUCUCUGCUGACACCUCUGUCAGUAUCAGGAUUUGUCCAGAGCAGGAGAAAAUUCCCAUAGCAAACCUAUGCUGCUCUAGACAGUUCCUGACACUGACAGAG
Messenger RNA from Hyla sarda, 2877 nucleotides. RefSeq names its product praja ring finger ubiquitin ligase 2 (gene PJA2). The record is from RefSeq and is a predicted model, not a curated record. The coding region runs from base 174 to 2351 and encodes 725 amino acids. NCBI's taxonomy places the organism in Eukaryota, Metazoa, Chordata, Amphibia, Anura, Hylidae. The transcript is spliced from 10 exons.